AAAUGAUCCGAACUUCCCAUCACUAAACAUGAGAUCCAGGAGUGUUAUGACAAUCAGGUAAUAUGAAUUGAUGUGCAUCAUGCUGACUCAUACAGACAUCAAGAAUCAAUGUAUGAAUCACAACAAUGGUGACAGUUCCUUUGUUUUAAGGCUUAAUGCUGCAAUGCAUGCUGGGUACUAACUUAGUACAAACUUCAUUCAUGGCUCCCAGCAUGCAUUGCAACAUGUCACCAUUACUGUCACCAUUGUUUUCAUAUAGACAAAAGUCAUGUUAAAUUUACAUGAAGUCAUGUGACAAAAAGCAUAAAUACAACAUAUAAAAAUCAUGUUCAUUUCACAUACAUAAAUUAGAUGAGAAAACAUAAAAUAAAUAUAUAUAUAUAUAAAUUUUCAGUGCAGAACGCUCCCACAUGGUCCUCUCUUGGUCAUUUUAUAACUUUCCCAAAAUAACUUUAGGGGGACGUUCUAUUUUGGUUAUUUUAUGGUCUCGCGAGAACGUUACAAAGAGGACAUUUGGGAACGUCCUAUAGUAAUAGUCCCCUAAACAUUCCCAGAACGUCCUGAAUGUUUCCUGAAGGUCCACCAAAUAAUGUCCCCCAACCCUUAAAAAAACUCCAAAUCGUGACCGUCUCGGAACGUUCUGGGAAUGUUAUAGGCAACGUCCUUAACACCAGUGGGGACGUUCUGAGAACAUAAAAUUUCUAGCAGGGAUUACAACAUAAUUUAUUUAGUUUAUUAUCAAGAACUUAACAAAUAAUCUAAACCCUCAUUUAUAGUUCCACACAACGGACAUGAAGUAUCCUGACCUUUAAUGAGAACAAAACAUAGAGGAGUAAAACAAACAAAAUACAUACAUAUACAUGCAUGAGACAUAAGUUUAGAUUUUUUUUUUAUUCUUGUUUUUGCUACAUGAUACAUCCUGACAUUUCUUAAUAAUAUAUAUAAAAAUAAUAUUUUAUUUCAGUCAGAUUUUUGAAGAAACAACAAGAACACAUUAAAUUGAUCAAUGGUGACAGACAUUGUUGCAAAUUAUUUCUAUUGACUUUAUGCUACUGACAAAACCAGCUAUUAUUUUAACCACUCCCAUUUUUCAUAUUAGACAUGUUUUGCAUUAAUCAAAGUGAAUAGGCAUUAUGCACAGGCAUUCAUAAUCUCCCAAAGCAUUUUUCACAGCUGCAAGGACAUCAUGAAAAUGAGGAUUGCUACAAGAGUUGGUGUGUUAGUUAUUGGUGUUAUAGUUUACAGUCUUGUCUACAUGUCACUUAGACAAGAAAAAGUUAAUGAUAACAGGUUACAAAGGCCAGAAGAUCUAGAGGUUCUUAGAAGACUGAAGAGAAUAGAAGAUCAAGUUUAUAAAAUAUCUAAAUUCACAGAUGUCAAAAAUCAGCAAGUCAAAGAGCCUGUUGUGGAGCAGAAAAUUAAAAAGAAAAUUGAAGUUAAGAAGUUGUAUCCAAAGUCGCCUCUAUUCCGUUCAUGGGGAGCUGAACUCACAGGAGAGGAACAGAUGGAAGCAGAGAGACAGUUUCAGGAUUAUGGAUACAAUGUGUUCCUCAGUAACAGAUUACCAGUGAACAGAACAAUCCCUGAUACUCGAGACCACAGAUGUGCUGUGAAGAUCUACCCUAAGGACCUGCCGUCUAUUAGUGUGAUUCUGAUUUAUUUAAACGAGGCUCUGUCGAUCAUUAAAAGGGCAAUCCGCAGCAUCAUUGACAAAACACCUGCUCAUCUGCUAACAGAAAUCAUCCUGGUGGACGACUACAGCUUGAAUGAGGAUCUGCAGUUGCCUCUAGAUGAAUACAUUGGUCUAAUUAAUAAAGACAAACCUGGCUUAAUCAAGAAAGUGAGACACAAAAAGCAGAUGGGCCUUGCUAAGGCAAGAAUAUCAGGCUGGGAAGCGGCCACAGGCCAGGUGGUGGCUAUUCUGGAUGCCCACAUUGAGGUUCACAAGGAAUGGGCAGAGCCACUGCUUGCAAGAAUCAAAACAGACAGAACAAUAGUGCUGUCGCCAGUGUUUGACAAAGUGCUUUUUGACACACUGGAGGUUGUUAAGUAUAUUCCCGCUGCUCAUGCAUUUGACUGGAACCUUUGGUGCAUGUACGAAUCUUUCCGGCCAGAAUGGUACAAAAUGAAGGACCCAUCAGAACCAGGGAAGAGUCCCUCAAUCAUGGGUAUCCUUGUCGCUGAUCGUCAAUUCCUGGGAGAAAUUGGAGUUUUGGAUGAAGGAAUGACAAUUUAUGGGGGUGAAAAUGUUGAACUAGGAAUACGUGUCUGGCUCUGUGGUGGGAGUAUUGAAGUGGUGCCAUGUUCAAAGAUUGCUCACAUUGAAAGAGCACAUAAGCCUUAUUCACCGGAUCUCAGCAAAGUCAUGAUUCGAAAUGCUCUGAGAGUAGCUGAAAUCUGGCUGGAUGAAUAUAAAUCAAAUGUGAAUAUUGCCUGGAAUCUUCCUCUAAAGGAUCAUGGGAUUGAUAUUGGUGAUGUGACUGAAAGAAAACAGUUCCGAGAGAAACUCAAAUGUAAGCCUUUCAAAUGGUAUCUGGAAAAUGUUUAUCCUCAGCUAGAAAGCUGGGAAGAUAUAAUGGGUUAUGGUGCGUUGAAGAAUGAUUUUCAAGAAAAAUACUGUAUUGAUCAAGGACCUGUUCCUGGAAGUGUACCUAUUCUCUAUGAGUGUCAUUACUAUAAGCCUCAGUAUUGUUACUACAAUCGUAAUGGAGAGAUCUACAUUGGAGGCAUCAAAUCUCACAAGUAUAACUCCAACCGUUGUCUAACGGAUCCCGGUAGUGGAAGCACACCAGGGUUACAUGACUGUAAACAAGCCAAGGAGAAAGGAUUGAGUAUAUACUGGGACUUCACUCAGGGAAAUGCAAUAAGAAAUAGAAAAACAAACCGAUGUCUUGAGAUUGGCCAAGGACAGGAUUCCUACUAUCAUCUCAUUUUGCAAACAUGCACAGGACAAAACUGGACAAUACAACAUGUCAUCAAAGACUUUUAAAUGGAACUUUAACCGAAGUGAAAACAUUAUAAAAGGAAUCAAUGUAAAACAAAACAGAUCAAGGGAUAAAAUAAUCUAGAGGGCUACUUGUUUGUUAUACUCAAAAAUAUUAAUUAUAAAUAUAACAUAAUGGUGGUGCUUUUUUACCCUUACUUUUCUUUUAAUCAUCAUAUGCGAAAUAAUAAAAUAACUUGAU
Messenger RNA from Megalobrama amblycephala (Wuchang bream), 3185 nucleotides. Its product is annotated as probable polypeptide N-acetylgalactosaminyltransferase 8. The record is from RefSeq and is a predicted model, not a curated record. NCBI's taxonomy places the organism in Eukaryota, Metazoa, Chordata, Actinopteri, Cypriniformes, Xenocyprididae. Gene Ontology annotation, cellular component: Golgi apparatus. Bases 1187 to 2989 code for a protein of 600 amino acids. The transcript is spliced from 11 exons.